This is a messenger RNA of Aureobasidium vineae, 1947 nucleotides long. The record is from the annotation of a GenBank genome assembly. NCBI's taxonomy places the organism in Eukaryota, Fungi, Ascomycota, Dothideomycetes, Dothideales, Saccotheciaceae.
AUGGCCACCAACGGCGGCGACAGCGGCCCUGGACCGAUCAGCGAGAUGCUAGGGAUGUUGGCCUACGGAUUCGCUCAAGUACAGCCACUACUUCCCCUCUAUACUCAUCUGGUUCUCUCGGCACUGUUCCCUAUCAUCACGGGUGCUUACUCUUCACUCUCACGACCUUCAACAGCAGCAAAGCCCAUCAAGGAAUCAAAAAUCGAGCAUGGAGCAGAUGAACAAGACGACCAAGAUGAAGACGAGGAUAGCAUCCAAAAGAUGGAGGGAUUGAGCCCCAGUGAUGCUGUCAUCUUCCCUCUUCUCGCUGGAUGCACGUUGGGUGGGCUUUACCUACUCAUCAAGUACAUGGGUGCUUCGCUGCUGAACAAGGUCCUACGUUGGUACUUUUCGGCAAUGGCCAUAUUCAGUGUCGCCAAACUCAUGAACGAUGGUCUUGGUGUGGCCGAGUCCUUCUGCUUCCCCCACUACUACACUGAAGGAGGCGUUUUGUGGAAAGUUAGCCAGCCCGAAAGAAAGGCGAUCCACUCAGCCAUCUGCACAAGACCAUCUCCCUUACCAGGAGUUCUAGGUCGCAUCAUUCUUCCUCGACGCGUCCUCGAAGGUUUCUGGACAUUGCGCGGUCUUCUUAGGCGCAAGUACCGUCUGCAACUCCAUCUGUCGAGCUUGGUCAAAUUCAAGGUUACCCUUACCCUACGCACAAUCCUUUCGACUGUCCUUGCACUCGCAACCAUCUUCUACUCCAACUUUGUGUCCGAUGAAUGGUGGCUCACCAACCUGCAAGGGUUUGCCUUCUCUUACAGUGCGCUCCAACUCAUGUCACCCACUACCUUUGGAACCGGAUCCCUCAUACUGAGCGCCUUGUUCUUCUACGACAUCUAUUUCGUCUUUUAUACUCCUCUGAUGGUUACUGUAGCCACCAAACUCGAUGUGCCCAUUAAGCUGCUUUUCCCCAGGCCCCUCGAAGAUGGACAGGUCGCCGCUGACAGGAAGUUGGCCAUGCUCGGUCUGGGAGACAUUGUGAUUCCCGGUAUGAUGAUCGGACUCGCUCUGAGAUUUGAUCUGCAUAUGUACUACCUCAAGAGACAGACGAAGCGCGUCAGGUCUGUCCCUGCCAGCUCCGAUGACAAGAAGGAAGAGAGCGCAAGCAAGGUCGAGGAAGACGUUCAAAAGGAAGUCUACCGCCCCGUCACCGGACACUGGGGCAACAAGUUCUGGACCACUUCCUGGAUCGGCCGCUCCUUACUCCCCAAGUACGACGCCACCAAGAAACUUACUCGCAACCCCAUCCCUACAUUCUCGAAGCCAUACUUCUAUGCUUCGAUCGUCGGCUACGUUCUUGGAAUGUGCGUGACGCUGGGCAUCAUGCAAGUCUAUAGGCAUGCCCAACCUGCCCUUCUGUACCUGGUUCCCGGUGUUUUGGGCAGCUUGUGGUUGACCGCUCUGGUUAGAGGAGAAAUCAAGCAGAUGUGGGACUUUACAGAAGCCAGCGAUGAAGGAGAUGAAGAUAAGCAGGACAAGAAGAAAGAGAAGACCAAGAAGGACGAUGAUGAAGAUAAGAAAGAAUCCACUUCCUGGUGGGGCAAGAGUUUCUUCUCGGCUGAGAAGACGGAGCGCAACGCGAAGAGACUCGAGAAGAAGAUUGCAAAGAGCGUUGGUGGUGAUGAAAAGAGCGAUACCGAAGGCAAGAGCAGUGGCAAGAAGACCGCCAAAGAGGAGAAGGACGCCAACAAGAGCUUCUUCCACUUCUCCUUUACGCCCGCCGUUCCAAAGACCUCAUCACUACCCAACGACGCGAAGAAACGCUCGUCUUCUGUCGACUCUGACAGCGCUACUCUAAUCGGCGAUUCUCAGAUGACUGAGGCAAAUGGACAAGGUCCUAAAUGGAGAGGUGCAGGCCCACAAGAGACCCAAGAGGAGCGGGCUGGCAAAAGAAGACGCAUCUGA